Saimiri boliviensis boliviensis (Bolivian squirrel monkey) is the source of this 3177-nucleotide messenger RNA. It is a transcript of the gene CHRNA3, whose product is annotated as cholinergic receptor nicotinic alpha 3 subunit. NCBI's taxonomy places the organism in Eukaryota, Metazoa, Chordata, Mammalia, Primates, Cebidae. The record is from RefSeq and is a predicted model, not a curated record. Gene Ontology annotation, biological process: monoatomic ion transmembrane transport. Gene Ontology annotation, cellular component: postsynaptic membrane. Gene Ontology annotation, molecular function: acetylcholine-gated monoatomic cation-selective channel activity; transmembrane signaling receptor activity.
GCGGUGGUGGCAGCACCUGCUCGGAUCUGGCCGGGCGCCGCCGUCCGGAGCGACCCGCCCCGCGCAGAGCGAGUCCGCCGGGCGCCGGGGACUCGGGCCGGGAGCCCCUUCCCAAGGGCGCGCCCGCCGCGCCCGCCCCGCCCCACCCACUCCUGCGCCCGCGCCCGGCGCCGCUUGGCUCUGGGUGGUUCCUGUCCUCCCGCGGGUCCGAGGGCGCCGGAAGCCCAGCGGCGGCGAAGCGGAGAGGAGUCCCGCGCGUCCCGGCUCGCACGGCUCCGGGUCCGGGCUCUGGGCUGCAGCCGCACGGGGAGAGGCCGCCUCUGCGCCCGCCGCGCCCGCUCCGACCGUCCGAGUGCGCGGCACCGGCCAUGGGCUCCCGCCCGCGCUCGCCGCCCCGGGCGCUGCCGUCGCCGCGGCUGCUGCUGCUGCUGUGUCUGCUGCCAGGGGCCGGGGCCUCGGAGGCUGAGCACCGACUCUUCGAGCGGCUGUUUGAAGAUUACAAUGAGAUCAUCCGGCCUGUGGCCAACGUGUCCGACCCGGUCAUCAUCCAUUUCGAGGUGUCCAUGUCUCAGCUGGUGAAGGUGGAUGAAGUAAACCAGAUCAUGGAGACCAACCUGUGGCUCAAGCAGAUCUGGAAUGACUACAAGCUGAAGUGGAACCCCUCGGACUACGGGGGAGCGGAGUUCAUGCGUGUCCCUGCCCAGAAGAUCUGGAAGCCCGACAUUGUGCUGUAUAACAAUGCCGUUGGGGAUUUCCAGGUGGAUGACAAGACCAAAGCCUUACUCAAGUACACUGGGGAGGUGACGUGGAUACCUCCGGCCAUCUUCAAGAGCUCCUGCAAAAUUGACGUGACCUACUUCCCGUUUGAUUACCAGAACUGCACCAUGAAGUUCGGUUCCUGGUCGUACGACAAGGCGAAGAUCGACCUGGUCCUGAUCGGCUCCUCCAUGAACCUCAAGGACUACUGGGAGAGCGGCGAGUGGGCCAUCAUCAACGCCCCGGGCUACAAGCACGACAUCAAGUACAACUGCUGCGAGGAGAUCUACCCCGACAUCACGUACUCGCUGUACAUCCGGCGGCUGCCGCUCUUCUACACCAUCAACCUCAUCAUCCCCUGCCUGCUCAUCUCCUUCCUCACGGUGCUCGUCUUCUACCUGCCCUCCGACUGCGGCGAGAAGGUGACGCUGUGCAUCUCGGUCCUCCUCUCCCUGACGGUGUUUCUCCUGGUCAUCACUGAGACCAUCCCGUCCACCUCGCUCGUCAUCCCCCUGAUCGGAGAGUACCUCCUGUUCACCAUGAUCUUCGUCACCUUGUCCAUCGUCAUCACCGUCUUCGUGCUGAACGUGCACUACCGAACCCCGACGACACACACGAUGCCGUCCUGGGUGAAGACCGUGUUCCUGAACCUGCUCCCCAGGGUCAUGUUCAUGGCCAGGCCGAGCAGCAGCGAGGGCGGCGCGCGGAAGCCGAGGCCCCUGUACGGCGCCGAGCUCUCAAAUCUGAAUUGCUUCAGCCGCGCAGAAGGCAAAGGCUGCAAAGACGGCCCCCCCUGCCGGGACGGGGUGUGCGGCCGCUGCCGCCACCGCAGGAUCAAAAUCUCCAAUUUCAGUGCCAACCUCACGAGAAGCUCCAGUUCCGAAUCGGUGGACGCUGUGCUGUCGAUCUCUGCUUUGUCACCAGAGAUCAGAGAAGCCAUCCAAAGUGUCAAGUACAUUGCUGAAAAUAUGAAGGCCCAAAACGAAGCCAAAGAGAUUCAAGAUGAUUGGAAGUACGUUGCCAUGGUGAUUGAUCGCAUUUUUCUGUGGGUUUUCACCCUGGUGUGCAUUCUAGGGACAGCCGGGUUGUUUCUGCAACCCCUGAUGGCGAGGGAAGACGCGUAAGCACUGAGCUGUGUGCCCGCCUGCGAGACUUCCUCGCGUCCCUCCAGGAGGAGGCUGCUUCUCAGUAGGAAUGUGCUUUCUGUUUUCAUGCCACCGGCUUUGUUUACGGCGUUUCAAGGUGUACUUAUUUUCCAGUUGUCUUGGUUUUCGUCAAAAAAAGAAUCAUGCAGAAAAAAUGUCAAGAGUAUUUAUUAUGGAUAAAUGAACAUUUAGCCUUCUUAGUAUGGUAAAGAGAUGUCAAAAUGUGAUUAUUCUACGUGAUGUCGUAUGCUGUGCUGUGGAACAUACAUAUAAAAGUUUCCUUUUUUUAGUUGUUGAGACAUAACUGGAUAGAAAAAUGCUGUUCAGAAAUAUGAAAAGUCAUUCACUUCAGUAUCACUACAGAUCGCCCGGUGAUUCUUCUUAGUUAGCUCAUAAUCUCUUUGGAGUUUUAUACUAACUCAGCAAUCCUACACUGUUACCCAUUUCUUACAAUGCACUUCUCAUUCUUUACUGGAUCUAAAGGCUGUGCUUCCAUUUCAGAGAGCUUCAGCUAUUUCUCUUGCAUAAUUCUAAAUUAUACAAUGAGAAAUCAUGCCUAGUUGUUCAUUAUUAAUAAAUUGUCUUAGUAUACCGUAAACUGGGUGGCUUAUAAACAACAGAAAUUUAUUUCUGAGUUUGGGACGUUGGGAGGUCCGAAGGCAAGGCAUCAGUAAAUUUGGUGUCUGGUGAGGCUCCUCUUCCCCAGAGGGUGCCUUCUGGCUGUGUCCUCACAUGACUGAAGGAACUAGCUGGCUCUGUGGGGUCUAUUUUACAAGGGCACUAACCUCAUUCAUGAGGGCAGAGCCCUCAUGGCCUAAACACCUCUCCAAGGCCCCACCUCCUACCUAAGACAAUCACUCUGGAUUAGGUUUCAACAUACGAAUUUGGAGAGGACACAUUCAGACCAUAGCAUGGACCUUUAGAACAGGGGUUCUCAGCCUUAGCACUAUGGACAUUUUGGGCUGGAUAAGUACGUGUUGGGACAAAGUGGGGGUAUCCUAGCAGUACCAUGGCCUCAACCCACUAGAAGCCAAUAACAUACCCUACUUCUUCACCAGUUAUGAUAACCAAGAAUGUCUCCAUUGUUAAAUGGAGGCAUAUCUGCCCAUGGUUGAGAAACAUUGCUUUAGACAAAUUAUUAAGAAAGAAUAUCACAUACUAUGCUUCUGAAUCUUAACAUGAUCAUUGUCACUGACAGAUGAUUCACAGAGACUGUUUGAAUCUUGUCUCACUAGUUAUGUUUUUCCCAUACAAAAAUAAAAUGGACAGAAUUGCA